Messenger RNA from Xiphophorus hellerii (green swordtail), 790 nucleotides. It is a transcript of the gene fndc9, whose product is annotated as fibronectin type III domain containing 9. NCBI's taxonomy places the organism in Eukaryota, Metazoa, Chordata, Actinopteri, Cyprinodontiformes, Poeciliidae. The record is from RefSeq and is a predicted model, not a curated record. Bases 185 to 790 code for a protein of 201 amino acids. The transcript is spliced from 2 exons. Gene Ontology annotation, molecular function: protein binding.
GAAGGACUCUGCACCGAGCAUCUCCGUCUGGUUAUAAUGGAAGAGGCGAGCGAACACCAGCAGCGACGCUCAACACACUGGGAGGACCGUCACACAGCGGAGUGUUUCCAUGCUUGACUUAAUGCUGUGAGCCUGUGGCUGGAAAAUAAAGCGAAACCAAACAGGAAGCUCUUCUUCGGUCGUCAUGGUGGUCACGGUCUACAAUAUCUCGUCCACCUCGGCCAGGGUGACGUGGCCCGCCUCCCCCGCCUGCCUGGACACCUUCUACAGCGUCAUGUACGACCCCAACUGGAACAGCCUCAUCAUGGGCUACAAGCGCAAGAGCUUCAAGCACGAGGAGCGCAUCCCCGUCAGCCAGACCGCCACCUACCUGGGCAACCUGCUGCCCCAAACCGCCUACUUCCUGUGCGUGACGUGCCAGGCCGCCAACCCCGUCCGGGAGCAGUGCCAGGUGUUCAGCACGCCGAGCGAGAGCAGCGAGGGCCACGACCGGGCGGGCUGGGAGGUGGCGGUGGGAGUGUGGCUGACCUGCUGCCUGCUGCUGCUGGUCAUCGCCGGCAUCCUGCUGUGGGGCUGCCUCCACAACAUGUGCUCCCUGCCGGGCCGCGCCGCCGAGAGCCGCCCCGUGGUGACGGCCUCCGCCCGCCAGGACAUGUCCAGCUCGGGACACCUGUUCCAGGCCAGGAGGAGCAGCAGCGAGGAGAGCAUCAAGCGGGCCGCGGCCAUGCAGACGUCGCUGAUGCUGGCGCAGCCAGGCGGCCAUGUAAUUACCCCGGAGCAUGAGGGCUGA